Messenger RNA from Alternaria atra, 1395 nucleotides. RefSeq lists its product as uncharacterized. NCBI's taxonomy places the organism in Eukaryota, Fungi, Ascomycota, Dothideomycetes, Pleosporales, Pleosporaceae. The record is from RefSeq and is a predicted model, not a curated record. The transcript has a single exon. The coding region runs from base 1 to 1395 and encodes 464 amino acids.
AUGUCGCCGCCACCCGGUCUCGAGCUCCUGCGCCUAGCACCCGAGCUAGUCGAAAACGUCAUCAAACAGCUCAGUGACAAAAAGGACUUGUCAAAUGUUCGAUUGGCUUGCAAAUCAUUAGACCAGCACGCCGCUAAAGAGCUUUUUAAAAACGUGUAUAUCUCUCCAGAGGAAGACCACGUUAACUCUUGGAACAGUAUCAGCCAGGACGAUGUUAUCCGUCGGGUACCUCGACAUGCAAUUAUCCACACGCAACCAGAUAUUGAAGAUCACGGGCUAGGCAUGACCAGAGAGCGCUUUCAGUUUGAUGAGGAUGAUGAGGAUGCUCCAAAUUUCGAGGACGCCAUCGCCGCCUUGUCGAGGUUCCCCAACCUCAGCUCGCUGGAGAUCGGCUUCACUCCGGAAUGCAUGGGUCGAAAUGCCUAUUAUUGGCAGGAGGUGGCAGAGGAUGCGUCUGAGCGCGAAGAAAAGUUGACGCUCAUCUUCCAGGCCAUCAAAGACAGGGCAGCAGACGAGAAGAACAGGCCGAUUCGCAAGUUGACCAUCAUACACCUACAGAACUGUCCCACCCCUGAAUUCACCUCUUCUGAUCUGUUUCGGGACGUUAUGGGUCAACUGGAGGAGCUACAUAUAUGCAUGGUUCAAGAAUACAACGAGCAUGGACCCGACCACGAUUACACCAAAAUUGAGUUGCAGACUUUCCCAGCGUAUUUCUGUUCGCACUGGUUGAAGCCCAUCUCCGCGAACCUGAAGGCGUUAUCUAUCUACAGUGCAUCAGACAACUGGGGCCCCUUCCCCGGCUACUUUGACCCGAGUGGUAUCCCUUUCCCGAAGCUCGAGACGCUGGCUCUGGGCUAUUACACACUUGCGCACGACAACGACCUCAACUGGAUUCUGGCCAUCAAGUCACUACGGAAGCUCAUUCUGCACAAUUGUAUGAUUGCUUCCUGGAUACGCAUCGAAAACAAGAAUAUGGCUGAGUGGAAGGUCCAGACGCAUAAUUGGACCAAGAUGUCCGGCGGACGCAACUGGUGCGAGUGUUUUGCAUACGAUGGGAAGUGGAGUCAGUAUCUGGACCGCAUCGCGGAAGACCUACCAAACCUUGUCGACUUCCGGUUCGGCUAUGGGAAAAGCCAUGGGUACAGAUUCGGCGAGCCUUCGUAUGGUGUAAAGGACCGCGACAGCUGUCCUGUUCAGAUUUUCCACCAGAGAUACAUUUGCUUCGAUAACGGGAUCUUGCCGACGCACUGGCCAGAACCGAGGUAUGAGCAUGAUGAGGGGAGGUUGCAUUCAUGGCUCGAUGACGGGUUCCCAAUUAAUGUGCACAAGGAGAGCUUAGACGCAGAUCAAAAGAGCCUGGAUGCACUGCUUCUCAUGCUAAGGUCGAAAAUGUAA